Molecule: messenger RNA, 2782 nt
Organism: Selaginella moellendorffii
Lineage: Eukaryota; Viridiplantae; Streptophyta; Lycopodiopsida; Selaginellales; Selaginellaceae
Product: gamma-tubulin complex component 3
Exons: 2
Coding region: 38-2590 (850 amino acids)
Biological process (GO): spindle assembly; meiotic cell cycle; mitotic cell cycle
Cellular component (GO): centrosome; spindle pole; equatorial microtubule organizing center
Molecular function (GO): microtubule minus-end binding; gamma-tubulin binding
Source: RefSeq, a predicted model, not a curated record
UCUAGGGCUAGGGCGAAGCUCUUUUCGUCUCUGGGCGAUGGAAGCCGGUGAUGGUGUCGCGGGUCUCGUCAAGCAGCUCGUCCAGCGGAUUUUCCCGGCGGCCAAGCAGCAGCAGCAGCAGCAGCGCGGCGAUGGCGAUCUGGACGCUGUGGCGGAUCAAGCCUUCAGGUACGCGAUGCGCAUCGUGGGAUCCCGCAUUGUGUCGUCGCUGGCCAGCGACGAGGCAGCCAUGGCCGAGUCUAUCAAGCGGCAGCUGGUGAUGGAGGGGCGCUCCUCGGACGCCCUCACGUUCGCGGAUUUGCACCGCCGCCUGGCGGCACUGAGCGGCCCGGGCAGCAUCGAGAACCGCUGGGCGAUGCUCUAUCUUCUCAGGGCCGUGGCGGAGGACCAGCGGCGGGAAAGAGCCGAGACGAGGGGCACGGCGGUGCCGUUCACGUCCACAAUCUCCGCCCACGCUGCCGCUGGAGGGCUACCAGCAUUGCCGGAUUCCACGAACGAGAAGCUUGCAGCAGCACCUCAAAAUGGUGGUGGUGGUGGCGGAGUGCUCGUUCUUGCCAGGGACUCGGACACCGUCAAGGCCACCGCUCUCCGAGAGUUUGGUGAUCUUACACAGGAAUCCUUUGAGCUCUCCGAGGCGGCGCUUGUCCGGGACGUUUUGUACGCUUGCCAGGGGAUAGAUGGCCGGUACGUAAGGUUUGACAAGGAGGCCGAUGGAUACAUCGUGGACGAGAACUUGAGGAUCCCAAGAGCGACGAGGGUGCUCGUCCGGCGGCUCUGCGAAGUUGGCUGGCUCUUCAAGCGCGUCCAGGGGCACAUCUCCGAGACGCUCGAGCAGGGUACUAUGGAGGUGAUUGGGACGGUCGGGCAAGCAUUGAGCUCGGCGCUACAAGAGGAGCUAUCCGAGUACUAUCGACUGAUGGCCGUGCUCGAGGCGCAACUCCACAACCAGAUACCGUUCCUGGCCGUAGGAGAGACCGGGAAGAGCGUCGGGAACUAUCUCUCGUUGCGGAGGCUGUGGGUAUGGCUGGCCGAGCCUCUGGCACGAAUGAGGUUGAUGGCUGUGCUGGUUGACGAUUGUAAGUGUUUGAGAGGGGGAGCCAUGGCCGGAGCCAUACACGCCCACGCUCAGCACGGUGACCCGCUGGUGAGGAGUUUCAUGAGCCGGCUUCUGCGAAGAGUUUGCUCUCCGUUGUUCGAGAUGGUGAGACGCUGGGUGCUGGAAGGCGAAGUGGACGACUUGUAUGGAGAGUUUUUCAUUCUGGCUCAACCGGUCAAGGCUGAGGCGCUGUGGAGGGAAGGAUAUAGCUUGCAAAGUGGAAUGCUACCGUCUUUCAUUCCAGAGCCGCUUGCUCAGAGGAUACUGAGAACGGGGAAGUCCAUCAACUUUCUGCGGGUCUGCUGCGAAGACCAGCAGUGGGCGACGGAGGCCGCGGAGGCUCUGGCGGCUGCUGGAGCUUCUGCCAAUGCGGGGAGCCUGGGAUACGGAGAGACGGAAGUUCUCGAGACUCUGGUGGUCGAGGCAGCCGGAAGGAUCGACCGUCACGUCAUCAAGAUCAUAUACGAGCGCUACAAGUUUCGAGACCACUGCUUGGCUAUCAAGAGGUACCUUCUGCUGGGCCAAGGGGACUUCAUUCAGUAUCUGAUGGAUCUCGUCGGACCCGACCUCUCGCAGCCGGCAAACACCGUGAGCUCAUUCAAGCUGGCGGGGCUUUUGGAGAGCGCCAUCCGAGCCUUGAAUGCACAGUAUGACGACACCGAAGUUCUCGACCGGCUGAGAGUAAAGAUGAUGCCUCACGGCGACGGAGACCGAGGCUGGGACGUUUUCUCUCUCGAGUACAACGCAAGGGACCCCCUGACGACCAUCUUCACCGAGCAAGUCAUGGGGAGCUACCUUCGCAUCUUCAACUUCCUCUGGAGGCUCAAGCGAGUGGAGCACGCACUGAGCGCGACCUGGCAGACGAUGAAACCGAAUUGCUCGCUCGGGCGGCCGUGGACGAGCGUCGUGGACGGGGCCGUGAAGUCGCAGCUGGUUGCGGUGCUGCGGCGGUGCCAGACGCUCCGGACGGAGAUGAACCACUUCGUCACGAACCUCCAGUACUACAUCAUGUUCGAGGUGCUCGAGUACUCGUGGGCCAACUUUCUGGAAGAGAUGGAGGAGGCCCACGACCUGGACGAGCUGAUCGCCGCUCACGAGAAGUACUUGGGAUCGAUCAUGGAGAAGGCGCUGCUCGGAGAGCGAUCCCAGCUGCUGUCCAAGACGCUCUUCACGCUGUUUGAUCUCAUCCUGCGCUUCCGGGGCCUCGCGGAUCGGCUGUACGAGAAUGCUCGAGAGGUCCAGACCAGGGGUAGAAACGCGACCAAGCAGCACACCACCGAGUUUUUUGCCACCAUGGGCGAAGAGAUGGUGGCGAUUGCUGCCGAGUACUCGUCGCUGCUGGAAGGAUUUAUCGCCCAGCUCCCCGUCCAGCAGCACGUUGAUCUCAAGUUCUUGUCCUUCCGGCUGGAUUUCUCCGAGUUCUAUACACGGCAACACAUGCACACGCCAAAUGUCCGGCUCAAGAUCAAAAGAACUGCCACUCCAAAGAGCUAAGUUUCACUUCACUGUUUCUCUCUCUCUCCCUCUCUCUCUCCAGAGGACGAAGAAGAAGGAGAAGAACUUCUCGCUCGUUUGCUCUCUCGGCAAAAAGAAAGGAAAAAAUCGGCCCGGCUUUUCUGGUUUUGUUCUUUUUGUAAACUAACAAGGAAAUUGAAUUCCCGCCGAUUAGGGUUUUUUAAAAUUAAA